CCCGCCGCCCUCCAGCCGCACCAGCCCUUCCAGAUCAUCGUCCGCUACACCACAGCCGACGGCCCCGCUAUCUGGUGGCUGGAUCCAGAGCUGACAUACGGCAACGCCAAGCCCUUUGUCUUCACACAGGGCCACUCUGUCUGUAACCGCUCCUUCUUCCCCUGCUUUGACACACCGGCGGUGAAAUGCACCUAUUCGGCUACUGUCAAGGCUCCAGCAGGCGUACAGGUGUUGAUGAGUGCUACUCAAAGCACCUACUUAGAAGAGGAAGGUGUAUACCAAUUUUACAUGGAAUAUCCAGUUCCUGCCUAUCUAGUGGCCCUCGUGGCAGGAGAUCUUAUACAUGCAGACAUAGGUCCACGGAGCAGAGUGUGGGCAGAGCCUUGCCUACUGCCAACUGCCAUCAGCAAGCUUUCUGGCAUGGUUGAGCGCUGGUUGACUGCUGCAGAGAGUCUAUAUGGCCCAUAUAUAUGGGGAAGAUAUGACAUUGUUUUCCUUCCUCCAUCCUUCCCUAUUGUUGCCAUGGAGAACCCAUGCCUGACCUUCAUCAUCUCUUCCAUUCUGGAGAGUGAUGAGUUUUUGAUCAUUGACGUCAUUCAUGAAGUUGCCCACAGCUGGUUUGGAAAUGCAGUCACCAAUGCCACCUGGGAGGAGAUGUGGCUGAGCGAGGGACUCGCCACCUACGCACAGCGCCGGAUCACCACUGAGACCUAUGGAGCUGCCUUCACAUGUUUGGAAACUGCAUUCCGCCUUGAUGCUCUCCACAGACAGAUGAAACUUCUUGGAGAAGACAACCCAGUCAGCAAGCUUCAGGUUAAACUGGAGCCAGGUGUAAAUCCUAGUAAUUUAAUGAACCUCUUCACCUAUGAGAAAGGCUACUGUUUUGUUUACUACCUGUCCCAGCUCUGUGGUGACCCAAGACACUUUGACUCCUUCUUAAGAGCCUAUAUUGAGAAGUACAAAUUUACUAGCGUUGUGGCUCAAGAUCUUCUGGAUUCCUUCCUGAAUUUUUUUCCAGAGCUAAAAGAGCAAUGUGUUGAGAGCAAAGCAGGACUGGAGUUUGAACGUUGGCUUAAUGCUACAGGACCUCCAUUAGCUGAGCCAGACUUAUCUCAGGGAUCCAGUCUGACCAGACCAGUGGAGACUCUCUUCAAACUCUGGACCACAGAGCCUCUGGACUCUGCUGCUGCUGCCAGCAGUGUUGACCUCACUAAAUGGAAAACGUUCCAAACCGUGCUUUUCUUGGACAGAUUGCUAGAUGGGUCACCACUGCCACAUGAGGUGAUAAAAAAGCUUUCAGAAUGUUACUCCUCUCAGCUGGACUCCAUGAAUGCAGAAAUCCGUAUCCGCUGGUUGCAGAUUGUAGUCCGAAAUGACUAUUAUCCAGACCUUUACAAAGUUCGUCGCUUCUUGGAAAACCAGAUGUCUCGGAUGUACACAAUUCCACUUUAUGAGGACCUUUGCACUGGCACCCUCAAGUCUUUUGCCUUAGAAAUUUUUUACCAGACCCAAAAACAGCUGCACCCCAAUUUACGGAAAACCAUCCAGCAGAUCUUAUCACAAGGCUUGAAUCCACUUCCCGCCAUAGACACUACAGCAGUCACUGCGGACACACCAGCAAUGGUGCUUGAGGACAAAGUCUCAGAGGCCACAAACGGUGCCAUUUCACUCAGGGAUGUUAAUGUGUCUGCUUAGAUCACCAGCUUAUGCCAACCAUGAAGCUUGAAAAUAGGGACAGGAAGAGAGGAAAGAUACCAAGUGUCGUCUCCUUUCCCUCAGCCCUGUAACUGCAGUGUGUUGUAACUGGAUUUCUGUCCCAAAACACAAAGCAAAUGUGCCUUCAAGUAUCCAGCUUGUGACACUGCCAGGUUUUAGAGAUCUCCAUCUGUGGGAUGGAUAUUUUGAUUCAUUUUAUACUGGGCAGGGACUCCAGGGCGGUUGCUUCUCCAUGGAAAGUGGGUAGUUCCCUUUCCUGAGGCUCUUCUGGAUGGUUUCUCCAAGUUGUUUGGUUGGUGGUUUGUUUGGUUUUAAUUUUUUUUCUUUUUUUUGGUCUGAGGCAUGUCUUACUUGCUGCAUGUAUGUUGCUGAGGAGUGUAUAUGUGUCAAGCUGCCAUUAUCCUGGUAUUUGGGCUGAAGUUCUGCAAAAGAGAGACUCAGGAAUUGUCAGUGGCAGCAAACACAUUUUCAUGUUAAUGCUCCUUACUGUGACAGAGGUAUUGUGAUUUGGGAGGUAGGGGACUAAUGCUUAAAUAAUUAAGAAACUAAUUUUAAAUAGCUCCUGUUCCCCCUUACUCCCAGGUAGCUAAAUAAUAAUAAUGCUUUUUAUAUAUAUAAAUAUAUAUAUAAAAAAGAACAGGGAAACCUUAUGAUGGAUUUUAAAUCCUUCUGUAGUUAACCCUACCCUCAGUUUUCCCUUUGCACUCAAUGGGACAAGCAAUAAAGAAAUGUGUAGGCUCGAAUUUUCAAAAAAGUUAAAUUUAGGUGCCCAAAUGCCAUCAAUUCUGGCACUAGCUGGUCACCUAAAUCUUCUUAACUGUUUUGACAAGUCUAGCUGCAACCUUUGUUAGUGUGUUAGGAUGCGUAGCAUGUGUGUUUGUUAGAUGCACUGUGUGUCUUCUAGUCUGUCCUUUUGGAAGAAUUAACAGGACCUUUAAUUUAAUUUUUUUAAACACCCCUAGCAUAUGUUGGGCCUGUAAGUCAGCCGUGGAGAUAUCCAUGCUAAAAUUUUACUGCCUUGAAUAACUUUUGCUUGAAUAACAGUUGCCAUGUCAUAUGAUAGUCUGAGGGAAGCACCCUCUUGACAUGAAACUUUUAAGCCCCACUUUACCUGAGUCUGUUUUCUGACUUACUCUGGUGGUAAGAUGCCAUUUCAUUUACACAGCACACUGUUUCUCUUGAUCACUGGCCAGGCGUGCAAGAUGGGGAGACGUUCUCUUCCAUUUGUGCCAUUUGGUCUCAGGAAGCCGAGGGCAAAGCAUUAUUUGGUAUUCCAGAGUACAGUGAUGGUCUUGGACUCUGUGCUGCAUUCUGUUUUACGUGUGGGCACCUGCGUGCCUGUCGGUGAGCUCCCACCAAGCUUCUCUGAUUUAUCACCAGGAUAGAGGACUACUUUGAAUAAAAGGUGAAACACUUGGAAGAGGCUUAGCUAAAGGAGAUGUGGAAGAGAAACUGUUACAUACUUUGGGGCAAAUUUUAGCCCUGCUGUGGAGAUCUACAUGGCACAGGAAGAGGGGAAAUUUUGAAGAUUUUUUUUUCCUUUCACCAAAAGUAUCUGUUUACACCCAAGUGUGGUUGGGGACUUAGGUGCUGUUACUGGAUCUGCGUUUUCAGGCUUUAAAUUAAUUCAGACUUCACCAUAGCCUUAGCCUGGGCUGAACUGGGAUAAAGCAAUAAUGAACUCAGGCCUCUGUAGUGCUUCAUUAGUUUUCAAAAUGGGCCAUCAGCAUUGCUGGGCUUCAGAAGUCCAAGCUUUUCUCUUUGCUCCUUGAACGGGAUUAUCUUUUCAUUCUGUUUCAUUUUCCCAGAAAGGAUGGAGAAUGAUGUUUUCUGUACAGAUCUCUUUCCUUUUCACUUGUUCUACUGAAAGAGAUUUAUGCAAGCUGACUUUCCACCCACCGAGUUGCAGCUGUCAGUGCUGCGUCUCCUGGACCUCACUGCUGGCAGCGCAACCUGGCCAAGACCAGUGACCAUGAGCAUCUUUUGGAAUCCCAGGCCUCUGUUUUAACAAGUUUUAUUUUGUGGGAGAAUGUAUGUGACCCUGGUGGGAUUUUUAAUUUACAUGGAUGCCUUAUGAUGAUUGUCAAAUUAAACUAAGCUUUGUGACAAGUUUA
Molecule: messenger RNA, 3830 nt
Organism: Calidris pugnax (ruff)
Lineage: Eukaryota; Metazoa; Chordata; Aves; Charadriiformes; Scolopacidae
Gene: RNPEPL1
Product: arginyl aminopeptidase (aminopeptidase B)-like 1
Exons: 11
Biological process (GO): proteolysis
Molecular function (GO): metalloaminopeptidase activity; zinc ion binding
Source: RefSeq, a predicted model, not a curated record